AUGGUUGAGAUAGCAUUGGGCGCUGUGUGGAUUGCUUCGCUGAAGACCGACCUGAACUUUGGCCAAGUUAUCCAACCCAUCCUCAUACCGGGCCUCGCAUUUUUCAACGCGAUCCCCUCACUUCACUUGCAUGUCCUCGCCCGGAUCAACCCACCGCGACUGGCGUUAUGGUUCUCGACCACUUUUAGCAUAUUACAUUUCGUCAGCUCCAUCCUCUUCCUCGGGGCCUGCGUCAACAACAAUGCCAAUGGCCCGUUACAGCGGAACGAAUGCCCUUCUGGAACGGGCGGGAAUGAGAGUAUCUGGGAUGUCAUGGUCGCACUGCAGUUUGUCAGUGGAGUAUUGUAUGCGCUUGUCGCGGCUAUGGCGUGGAAGGUCAAACGAGUCCUUGAGUCGAGGGAUGAAAGAAUCGCCCAAGGCACAGAGAUGGUCAGCCAGGAAGAGAAGGAAAGACGGGAGAGUGAGGCGAGGGAGAGGUGGAAGUAUCUUUCUGCUGGUUGA
Messenger RNA from Cladophialophora carrionii CBS 160.54, 501 nucleotides. RefSeq lists its product as uncharacterized. The coding region runs from base 1 to 501 and encodes 166 amino acids. The record is from RefSeq and is a predicted model, not a curated record. Lineage: Eukaryota; Fungi; Ascomycota; Eurotiomycetes; Chaetothyriales; Herpotrichiellaceae. The transcript has 2 exons.